Molecule: messenger RNA, 2517 nt
Organism: Perognathus longimembris pacificus (Pacific pocket mouse)
Lineage: Eukaryota; Metazoa; Chordata; Mammalia; Rodentia; Heteromyidae
Gene: Cd34
Product: CD34 molecule
Exons: 8
Coding region: 148-1419 (423 amino acids)
Biological process (GO): cell-matrix adhesion
Cellular component (GO): membrane
Source: RefSeq, a predicted model, not a curated record
GAGGCGAAGCCACCCACCCGGGCGGGGAUAUGGAUUUGGGUAGGUGUUAGCCAGGAAAGACGGUUUGCUGACACGAUGUGGAGACGCUAGGAUCUCUCCGCAUUGCCAAAAGGUGCAGAGCGCAAAGUUGGAGCCAGGGCCCGGGAGAUGGGGGAGGAGGAGAGGAGCAGGAAAGUUUUUGGUGGCUGUUGGUCGAUGCAGAAAGCAAUUAGCCCGCCGCCGCCUCGGGCCAGGAAGGGCCCCGAGUGCCCACCUUCCACGGAGACGUGGACGGUAAGGAAUGCCCGCGAAGCCAACCGGGGCAGGGCACGGGGUCCCACGCCCAGAAGACCGGGGAGGAAGGCCGAACUAGCCUCCGGAUUCACCAAUCAGUAUAACUUGACGACUGUUCCCAUGAAGCCAACCACCCAGGGAAUGCUUUCAAAUGUUUCUACCAUCGUAUCCAGCCAGAGCGCCACAAUGCCAAGUACCCUGGGAAAUACCAGCCCCUACUCUGUCUCUCAGAACAGCAGUAAGACCCCAACAGCCACUCCAGAUACCAACUUCACAUCUACCUCUGGGACUGCUCCAGUCCCUGUGACCACAAACUCUUCUGCCCAGUCUUGGACCUCUGUGACCCUCCCAGUGGUCACUACCCCGGCCAAUAGUUCCACUUCAGUGAUAACCUCGAAGCCCAAUUUUCCACCUGUCAAUGUAUCUACUCACUCACCCAGUAACACCAGUCCUGUGAUGACAUCAUCCCCUGGGCUUCACACACCAUCUUCUCCUACCACCACCUCGGUCAAGGGAGAAAUCAAAUGCUCUGGCAUCCGAGAAGUGCGGUUGACACAGGCUAUCUGCUUGGAGCUAAAUGAGACCUCCAGCUGUGAGGAGUUUAAGAAGGACAAAGGCGAGGACCUCAUCCGGUUACUGUGUGGGAAGGAGGCGAGGGCAGAGCCUGGCGCGUGCUCCUUGCUCCUUGCCCAGUCGGAGGUUAAACCGCAGUGCCUCCUGCUGGUCUUGGCCAACAGAACAGAACUUCCUGGCAAACUCCAGCUUAUGGAAAAGCACCAGUCUGACUUGAAAAAGCUGGGGAUCCAAGGUUUCACGGAGGAAGACGUUGGGAGCCACCAGAACUAUUCCCGAAAGACCCUGAUCGCGCUGGUGACCUCGGGAGUCCUGCUGGCUGUUCUGGGCGCCACCGGUUAUUUCCUGAUGAACCGUCGCAGUUGGAGCCCUGCAGGGGAAAGGCUGGGCGAAGACCCUUAUUACACGGAGAACGGUGGAGGCCAGGGCUAUAGCUCAGGACCGGGCACCUCCCCGGAGGCUCAGGGAAAGGCCAGUGUGAACCGAGGGGCUCAGGAGAACGGCACCGGCCAGGCCACCUCCAGAAACGGCCAUUCGUCAAGACAGCAUGUGGUGGCUGAUACAGAGCUGUGACGUGGCUGGAUGUAUGUGUGUGUGUGUGUGCAAGUGCGUGUGCGUGAAACGAGGCCUCUCUUGGCCUCUUGACUCCAUGCUGCCUCUGCUGAAGGUGACAUUCCCUCGCAUCCUCCCUUUUCCCUCCGAGGCUCUUCCUGGUCCUCCACCGGGACCAGGCGGGUAGACUCCUGCCCUUGACGUAUUCAGCGUCCUGAGUGCAGGCUCUGUCUGGUCUUCUUGUGGGGGGAAAGGCAUGGGGAAGAACGGCCAAGGGAGGCCGAUGGCCUUGCAGUAUUUGCACCCGAGACCCCCUUCUUUGUGCCUCACUACAGGAAUACUAGGGGAAAGGGUGGGCUUUGUAAAAACUGUAUUUUCUUCUGAGAAGGCUUUGUUGAUUUUACUGUUUCUUCUUUACAUUUUCUUUCUCUACUUUAGGGAAACCAAGUAACUCCAUGGUUUAAACUCCCUUUUAAUAAUAUAGCCAGAAGAACAUGUUGCCUUAAACCAUAGCCUUUAUCUCUCCUCCAAAACACCGUGGGGUUUGUCCCCAACCCCUCCACCCCCACCGGAUUCCCCACUCCUGCCUGGUUCUCCGGUUCUCCCAUGUUCCAUGGGCCCCCCCGCAUCUGUGUACUAAAGCCAGCACUGGUGUCUGGCUAGAACUGAAAUAGUCCUGAUCUCUUGGAGGCCACCUAGGGCCUCUCCUCUGGUCCAUGUGAAUGGGACCACAGGACCAGACGUGUUGAUGCUGAGCCUCUUGAAAUUGUGCCCUUCUGAGGAACCUUCAUGGCUUCUUCUCCCACCUCUGACUCCUGGGUUGAACUAUGGCCUCAGUCCCCAGCAGGCUCCUUCCGGUCUCUGCCUCCCCACUCCCAACCCCUUUACCUGCUCUGUGGUCAGAGCCCCAGGCCCUUUCCCAAAGACCACUAACUUCUUUGUGGUUCCUCUUUUUAUCUUUCUCCAAUGGGAUAAGCAAUGACGGUUGGAAAUAGAACUUUCCAGAAAUGAGUGGAUCGGGUGGAUUUUUUUUCUUGUUGUUCAGAAUUUAAAAAAAAAAAAGAAAAGAUGUCUCUGAGUACUGUAAUUAAAGUGAUACUGAAACAUCUGUUCCAUGCA